This is a messenger RNA of Nicotiana attenuata, 5444 nucleotides long. RefSeq names its product pentatricopeptide repeat-containing protein At1g06710, mitochondrial. The record is from RefSeq and is a predicted model, not a curated record. NCBI's taxonomy places the organism in Eukaryota, Viridiplantae, Streptophyta, Magnoliopsida, Solanales, Solanaceae. The transcript is spliced from 9 exons. The coding region runs from base 93 to 3029 and encodes 978 amino acids. Gene Ontology annotation, molecular function: protein binding.
CCAAUGACUUUCACUUGUCAUUUAACACCACGGCUGUCGUCCGGCGCCUCCGCGGCUCCUUCCAUAAACCCGUAAAACCCCUUAGCCGUAGAAUGACCAUAAGGCUGUUCAGAUAUGCUCUUCCGCGCUCAGUUCCCUCUCGUUUUGUUGGUCAUCCUUUCAAAUUCUCUUCAAGAUUCAUAUGCUCCGAGAAUAACCUUGUUACAUUGGUAGACCCAGAACUGAGAUUCCCAGAAAAUGAAUCUUUUCAACAAGAAAAGAAGAUGGGUGGUUCAUUUUCCGUCCAAGAAUUGGAUUCAAUCUUGGGUGCUGAAGUUAUCUCCAAAGAUGAGAUUGGUAAGUUUUCAGAUGAUGCUUUCUUGGUUAUAAAUGCAAUAAGGAAGGGUAAUGAUGGGUUUGGAGAGAGAACUGAGAGAGUUGUUAGGCAUUUUAGGGAAAAGCUCAACCCUGGUUUAGUGGUUGAUGUGUUAAGAAAUAUACAGAACCCUGAAUUGGGUGUUAAGUUUUUUAUGUGGGCUGGUAGACAAAUUGGCUAUGUGCAUAAUGCAUCAGUUUAUGAUGCUUUGUUGGAUGUAAUAGGGUGUGAUGUCCCAUUACAUUUUGUUCAAGAUAUAGGAAAAGAUGAUAGGGAAGUGCUUGGCAAGUUGCUUAAUGUGUUGAUAAGCAAGUGUUGCAGGAACGGUUUGUGGGAUUUAGCAUUGCAGGAGCUGGAAAGGCUCAAGAAUUUUGGUUACAAGCCCUCGGCAGCCACUUAUAAUGCACUGAUUCAGGUGUUUCUGCAAGUAAAUAGAUUGGAGACUGCAUCUUUGAUAUACAAGGAGAUGUCAGCACUUAAUUUUAAGAUGGACAAGCAUACAUUAAAUAGCUUUACGCGAUCAUUGUGCAAAGUGGGUAAAUGGAGAGAAGGCCUUGAUUUAAUUGACAAGGAAGAGUUUGUGCCUGAUACAGUGAUUUAUACUAAUAUGAUUUCAGGAUUAUGUGAAGGUUCCCUCUUUGAAGAAGCAAUGAAUUUUCUCAAUAUAAUGCGGACUAGUUCGUGUAUCCCUAAUCGUGUAACAUAUGAAGUUUUGCUUUGUGCACUUUUAAACAGGAGAAAACUUGGUCGCGUCAAGAGGGUUCUUAAUCUUAUGAUCUCUGAAGGUUGUUAUCCCGGUCAGAAAAUAUUUAAUUCUCUUGUACAUACAUACUGUAGAUCAGGAGAUUACUGGUAUGCCUACAAAUUGCUCAAAAAAAUGGAUGGCUGUGGCUGUAAGCCUGGAUACGUAGUUUACAACAUAUUGAUUGGUGGUAUUUGUGGCAAUGAGGAGUUACCAAGCAAGGAUGUUCUAGAAUUGGCUGAAGAUGUGUAUAAUGAAAUGCUAAAUGCAAGACAAGUACUGAAUAAAGUCAAUGUGGUCAAUUUUGCACGAUGCCUUUGUGGAUUUGGAAAAUAUGAGAAUGCUUUUAGUGUUAUUAAAGAAAUGAUGAGCAAAGGUUUUGUACCUGAUGUCAGUACAUACUCGAAAGUGAUUGGUUUUCUUUGUAAUGCCUCCAAAGUAGGCAAUGCAUUCCUGUUGUUCCAAGAAAUGACGAGGAAUGGAAUUGUUCCAGAUGUUUAUACUUACACAAUUUUGAUUGAUAGCUUUUGUAAAUCUGGCCUUAUUCAACAGGCUCGUAAUUUGUUUAAUGAAAUGAUAAAAAAGGGUUGUAGUCCUAACGUAGUGACUUACACAACUAUUAUCCAUGCUUACCUCAAGCAAAGGCAAAUUUCAGAUGCAAAUGAGCUCUUUGAAUUGAUGUUAACGCAAGGAUGCAUUCCAAAUAUUGUCACUUUCACUGCUUUGAUUGAUGGAUACUGUAAAGCUGGACACAUAGAGAAGGGUUGCCAGAUCUAUGCAAGAAUGAAGGGUAGUCUAGGUACUGCUGAAGUAGACUUGUACUUCAAGGUUGAUCUUGAUGGUAAUAAGGAGCCAAAUGUUGUUACAUAUGGAGCUUUGAUUGAUGGUUUGUGCAAAGCACACAGGGUGAAAGAAGCUCGCAAUCUUUUGGAUGUCAUGGUAGUGGAAGGAUGCGAGCCAAAUCAUAUUGUUUAUGAUGCAUUAAUUGACGGGCUUUGCAAGGUGGGUAAGCUAGAUGAUGCACAAGAGAUAUUUACAAAAAUGUCAGAAUGUGGUUAUAGCCCGAGUGUUUACACCUACAGCUCUCUAAUUGAUAGGCUAUUUAAGGAUAAUCGUUUGGAUCUUGCUAUAAAAGUCUUGUCUAAAAUGCUCGAAAGUUCUUGCCCCCCAAAUGUGGUUAUAUACACAGAGAUGGUAGAUGGCCUUUGUAAAGUUGGUAAAAUAGAUGAAGCUUAUAAACUUAUGAUGAUGAUGGAAGAAAAGGGUUGUCAUCCAAAUGUUGUGACCUAUACUGCAAUGAUUGAUGGAUUUGGCAAAGCUGGAAUAGUGAAUAAAUGUCUUGAACUCAUCGAACGGAUGGGUAACAAGGGUUGUGCACCAAAUUACAUAACCUAUUCAGUUGCAAUAAAGCAUUGUUGUGCUGCGGGACUUUUGGAUGAGGCACUCCAACUUCUUGAGGAAAUGAAACAAAUAAGUUGGCCAAAACACAUGGCCAGCCAUCGUAAGGUUAUUGAAGGCUUCAAAAGAGAGUACUUAAUCAGUCUGGGUCUUUUAAAGGACAUGGGCAACAAAGAUUCUCUUCCAAUUAUUCCAGUUUAUAGGGUUCUAAUUGAUAGCUAUCAAAAAGCAGGAAGGCUUGAAUUUGCCGUGGAGCUACUUAAAGAGACUUCAUCAUCUUUGCCAUUUCCGGAUCUUGAUAAGAAAAUGUAUUCUUCCUUGAUCGAGUGCCUUUCUGUUUCAAACAAAGUUGAUUUGGCGUUUGAAUUAUAUGUAGACAUGAUAAAGAAAGGCGCAGUUCCAGAGCUUGCGGACUUUGUUAACCUCAUUAAGGGAUUAGUAAGCAUGAAUAGAUGGGAGAAUGCACUUGAACUCUCCGAGAGCUUGUAUCACUUGUUACAUGCAUCGAAAUCCACCACCAUUCAGCUCCUUUAAAGGUCAAGAAAUAAUACGUUGAGUCUAUCUCAUUAUGAGGAACUACCUGUUGGCACCUGAUAUACAUACUUGGAGCUGCACUAGUUGACAGGCUGCAGUUUUACCUUGUUAUAACCAAGAGACAAGUCAGGGCUCCAAUCCAGUGAAGGAAUAUCCACUUGGGAUCAAAACUUCGUUAAAACUACUUACUUGAUUCUCCUUGCCGAAGCAGAAGAACAUGCUAAGACUUGGGUCAUGGGGCAAGGAAACCUUCUUUUAUUGAGAGAUUCCUCAUGUUUCACAACCUAAAUUCUCCCUUUGUUAUUCUUCUAUAUGAUGUGUGCAUGUUUUCUCUCUUUUUGGUUCUUUCUUGUGUGGAAACGACUUCCUUAAUGUUGGUUAAUUUGUAUAUGUUAAGUGCCUAUAAGAAUGGAGCACCAUUAUGGGUUGAUGCAACCCUCAUAACUAGCAUAAAGUAAAUUCUUACACAACAACAACAACAUACCCAGUAUAAUCCCACAUAGUGGAGUCUGGGGAGGGUAGUGUGUACGCAUACCUUACCCCUACCUUGUGGAGAUAGAGAGGAUGUUUCCAAUAAAUUCUUACACAAUAAAUCCAAAUUCUUAAUUGUAAGAGAUCUCUGCUCAGAUGUGGCUCUUGCUGGGAAAAUUAUUAAAUCCUUUUCUGAAAAUAUUCUUUAAGAGAUCUUUUUCAAUGAUAAUGUGAUGCUUAUGUUUUCCUAAGCUGUGGGUCUAUUGGAAACAACCUCUCUACCUUCACAAGGUAGGGGUAAGGCCUGCGUACACACUACCCUCUCCAGACCCCACGAUGUGGGAUAAUACUGGGUACGUUGUACAUCUCUUUCAAUGAGGCUUUUGAAUUGUGAGGAUUAAUCAUGAAUUAAGUCAAUUAACUAGUUUUACGCUGGUUGGCAGCAUACUGCAACCCUCCUUUAUCCGAGCUUGGAUCCGGCAACGUGACCAAGUUCAUAUAGGCAGAGUUUGGACUCAUAUAGUCCAUCCCAUUUCCUUGGGGCUGAGGCGUAGUUGUUGUGUCUAUAUGGCUUUUGUAGAGCAACUUAUCCAAAACUGCUCUAUUCCAGUUCUGAAUAUAAUAAUAAGAGAUCUUUUCAGCUCAAAAUGUGGCUAUUCCAUUGCAACUUAUUCAAACACUCUCCAACAAUUAAGAAUAUGCUGAGAUGAGAGUUUUAUAAAGCAGUAUGAACCUUGUGGGCCUUGUAACAACUUUGAUUCCGUUUUUGUUUUCAUUUUGACACAAUUUCUUUGUUCUUAGCGCAUCUAACAUUUUUACAUAUAUUUGUGGACAUGUUUUCCAUUUUCUAACUUCUGGCUUUUGUUUUUGUAUUGCAAAGGGUUGCACUUUGAAUAUGCUUGUAAUGGAAAGAAGUAAUACAGCAGUGCUUUGUUCUCCAAGGCUUCAAGGUGUGGCCAUGUUGGAUACAAUCUGAAGGUUGUGUUCCAAUCCACGUGAUCUUCUGGGUAUGAACACUUUGAUCCCCCUUCAAAUCUUCCUGCCUUCUCCAUCGUAAAAUAAAAGUGGAAAGGAAAAAGAGACCGGAUAGCAUUUCUUUAUUGCUUGCACGCGCUAAUCCACCAGACAACUUGCUUAACACUCAUGCACAGGUCUAUUCCAAGAGUAAAUGCAGGCAUGAGCACCUUGGCUGCACAGGUCUACAAUUUCGUCGCUGCCUUGCUGGCAGCCAAGGUGCUCAUGCCUGCAUUUACUCUUGGAAUAGCUCCAUUUUAUAUCCCCUACCUAUUGCUGUGAUAACUUCAGCGGCUCAAGGGAGGAGGGGGUAUGCGAACAAAAUAUUGCCUGAAGUAUUAGAACUUUGUUUACUACUUGAUGGCUAUCGGGACGAAUUUGUCCAAAAAUCCCUAUUUAUUUUUCAGCAGAUUCUGCUUUGUUAGAUGCGGUUUGGCUAAACGAUGGGGACACAUCGAUGUCAGCUAAAACACCCAGCAGAAUCCAGUUUGAUGAGAGCCCUGCUAGAUUCAUCAAACCUUUUACAUCCGAGGAAACCGUGUAUCUUGCCUAGUUUCUGUCACCCAAGGAUUGAUACUCUGUACAUAGCGAUAAGCCCAAGAUGGUGUUACUUAAAGAGAACUGAAUUAGAUCCGCAGAUUCAGUAUGUAAUCCUGCUUAUAUAAGUGUCUCCAUUCCUUAAUCUACGUUGAAGUUGGUGCAUCAUUCUCAUUUUGCCCAAGCUGCAAGUUUAUGGUUUCAGUAGUUAGACGCGGAAUUAGUUGAUUGUAUGUGAGAAUCAAGUCUUUCCAAGUAUGUAAUGACAGAGUAGUUGAUGGGAUACUCGCAUGCCAAAAAGAAACAUAACCCAAAGAAUUUGUGCAUCAAAAAAUGUUGAAUGACCAUCUCAUCUAAAAUCUUAAGCCGUUAGAGUGGGCACAUUUCUAUUUA